This is a messenger RNA of Trichoderma virens Gv29-8, 1607 nucleotides long. RefSeq lists its product as uncharacterized. The coding region runs from base 1 to 1368 and encodes 455 amino acids. The transcript is spliced from 5 exons. Gene Ontology annotation, molecular function: protein binding. The record is from RefSeq and is a predicted model, not a curated record. Lineage: Eukaryota; Fungi; Ascomycota; Sordariomycetes; Hypocreales; Hypocreaceae.
AUGUUUUACCAGGGGAGCCUGCAAGAGGGCAUUUCCACAGCGGUGGGCCAGCAGAAGCUGGUGCUUUGCUUCGUGACGAAUGAAAACGAGGAGAGCCAAACAUGGGAGCAUGAAUACCUUCAAGACAGCUCUUUGUCGAAGCUGAUCGAGACGCAAGCGGUCGCACUGCGGCUCAUCGCAGACUCGGAAGAGGCCGGCUACCUGUCGCAAAUCUUCCCGCUGCCUAAGACGCCGACUGUCGUCAUCAUGAAGCACGGCGAGCUGAAGGAGUACAUUUCCGCGGGCACCAGCAAGGACGAUUUCCUCCGCCGCAUCCUCGUCGCCUUCAAUGCCGCUCCGCCCGCAGUUUCAGCCGCAGCCGCGUCGUCGUCGUCGCUGCCGUCGCCAACACAGGCACAACCACAGAUACAAGCACCGCCCGCGAGCGUACAAGCCGCCGCACAGUCCGAGAUAGUCAAUCGGAUCCUCGCCGAGAGAGCAGCCAAGCUCAAGGCGCAAAAGGAAGAAGCCGAGCGAAGAGCUAAAGAGGAGCGGGCCAAGGCGCAGGAAAAGGCCAAAGCCGAGGCACAAGCAGGGGCGAAUACAGAUGGCGCCAAAGUACACCAGCAGGCAGAGGAGCUCAAGAAGAAGCGAAUGGCGGAACAAGAGGAGCGUCGGAGGAUCCUGAAACGGAUAGAGGAUGAUAAAGAGGAGAGGCGGAUGCGGGCGUCGGCAAAGGAGCAGCAGAAGAUUGAGAGCCAAAAGGCAGACGACGCUGCUGCCUCGGCCAAUGCGAAGCUGAGCAAGCUGCCCUCGACCACCAGGGUAUCCGAAAUGGCUUCGAUACAAGUCCGGCUCUUUGACGGCUCAACCAUACGCUCACGAUUCAAGACGGCGUCUUCUCUAAAGGAGGUCAGGCGCUGGGUCGACGAGAACAGAGGCGAGGGCAACGCUCCCUACACAUUCAAGCAGGUCUUGACACCGCUGCCCAACAAGAACAUUGACGCGACGGAAGAAGGCAAGACCCUCGGCGAGCUGGGCUUGGUUCCGUCGUCAACACUGGUGCUUAUUCCCGUCCAAAAGUACUCCUCGGCUUACAGCGCGGCGGAGCAACAGCCAAAAUCUUUCUUCUCCAAGUUUCUCGCCAUGAUCCUGGGCUUCUUCACAUGGCUUCUGAGCUUGGUUGGCCUAGGCGGCGGUGGACAGAGGGAAGCCGCCGCGGGAGACAGGGGGCAAGAGAGAGAGGGUACGUCGGAUGCGACGGCGAGGACAGCUUCUGAGGAGAGAAAUCGCCGUGUCAGAGGGCUGCAGAACUUGCAGCGCGAUCACCAGCUUUACAAUGGCAACUCGCUGAAUUUUGAGCCCCGGCCUGACGACGAUGAAACAUGAAGGCAGAGGCAGUGUAUUAUAAUAAUUCCACAGCAUUGGGUUUUUCUCCGCCUCACAGCGUCUUCUUUCUUACUUUCUACUUUUUUUUUCUCUUUUACUUUGGGGGGUUUCCUUUGAUUUUUUCUUUUUCUUCUUUAUUUCUUUCAGUUGGUUAUUUGUACAAGUACAGGAUUUAAGAGCAGAGUGCACCCAUCUAUAGGGAUUUUCCUUUAAUAAACCCAGCGAGUCCUCUUUAUGCG